Camarhynchus parvulus is the source of this 3598-nucleotide messenger RNA. It is a transcript of the gene PCGF5, whose product is annotated as polycomb group ring finger 5. Gene Ontology annotation, biological process: regulation of transcription by RNA polymerase II. The coding region runs from base 480 to 1250 and encodes 256 amino acids. The transcript is spliced from 12 exons. Lineage: Eukaryota; Metazoa; Chordata; Aves; Passeriformes; Thraupidae. Gene Ontology annotation, cellular component: PRC1 complex. The record is from RefSeq and is a predicted model, not a curated record.
CCCUCCCCCGCCCGCCCGCCCAGCCGGCGCCGCCCGCGCUGCCACACGCACCCACUCCCGCACACGCCCGCGGGUGCCCGUGGCCUCUGCAGGGGAAGGAACUGAUCAAAAUCCAAGUAGAAGAUAAAUUUUGGAAUAAGAAGAAACCUGUGUAUGCUGAAAAGAAAUCACAGAAGGAUUGUUGAGAAGAAUCUAGAGUUCAAGUUCUGGUCACGUGGUGUGGGAGAUGAAUAUUUCGAACUCAGACUGAGAAGGAAAUCUGCACAUAAAAGAUAUUCAAGGUAGGAAAAUGACUCGCCCGGCACAGGAGCAGGAGUUAUGAGCCAUGUCUCAGUGAGACCUGCGGAAUUAAGAUCAAAUGCCUGGCGAAGUCCAGCUGCACAGAGCAGCGCCGCAGCUCUUGUGAACUGUGGACAUCAGCGCCUCUCAGACUUGCUUCUCUGGCCCCAAGCACUCUGCCAGUGUUUCCUGCUCCACGAAUGGCUACUCAGAGGAAGCACUUGGUGAAAGAUUUCAAUCCUCAUAUCACCUGCUAUAUCUGUAAAGGCUAUCUCAUCAAGCCAACUACAGUAACGGAGUGCCUCCAUACCUUUUGUAAGACUUGUAUUGUUCAACACUUUGAAGACAGCAAUGACUGUCCCAGGUGUGGCAACCAAGUGCAUGAGACCAAUCCACUAGAAAUGUUAAGGCUGGAUAACACCUUAGAGGAAAUUAUAUUUAAGUUGGUGCCUGGACUUCGAGAACAGGAACUGCAGCGAGAGAUUGAGUUUUGGAAGAAAAACAAACCUCAAGAAAAUGGACAAGAUGAAAGUCCAAAAGCUGAUAAACCCAAAGUAGAUGAGGAGUGUGAUGAAAAUGAAGAAGACAAAGACUAUCACAGGAGUGACCCACAGAUCGCAAUCUGCCUCGACUGUUUACGCAACAAUGGGCAGUCAGGAGAUAAUGUUGUCAAAGGCUUAAUGAAGAAAUUUAUCCGCUGUUCUACUCGAGUGACCGUGGGAACUAUCAAAAAGUUUCUCAGCUUAAAAUUAAAACUUCCAAGUUCCUAUGAGCUGGAUGUACUAUGCAACGGAGAAAUCAUGGGGAAGGAUCACACUAUGGAAUUCAUCUAUAUGACAAGAUGGAGACUAAGAGGCGAAAACUUUCGGUGUCAGAACUGCUCAUCUUCGCAAGUCUGCUCACAGGAUGGCACUUUCUAUCAGUCUUACCCUAUGGUACUUCAGUAUCGACCUAGAAUUGACUUCGGUUAGACCAAAGGGCCAGAUCCCACUGAGAUGAAUCCUGCACUAUUUGUUUACCCAUCGACAGAUUGCACAAUGAAUGGAUGUGCCUGGAUUGGGGGGACACAGCCAGAAUUUCAGCAUGCAAAUAAGGACAUUGUCUUUCUUAAAAUUGUCAGUUGCAUCUCUGUUGUUUCUAUUAGAGCAAGCCAAGUGCCAUUCUGCUACUGAAAUGUGCAUAAGAUAUUUGUGUAUCUUAAGAGUGUGCUGCAAAUCAUAGCCAAAAUCAUGAAGUGUACAGUCAAGACUCAAAACCUAUGGAAUAUUUUUGCUUGCGUGUUAGAAAAUUUUUCUGGUCCUAAUAUUGAUUACACUAGCAAAAUGGCAGAGUGCUCAUUCAUGUGGUGUUGCAGUUUCACACACUUACUACUUUACUGAAUAUUGUUGUUUAAAUCAUAGAGUACUGUAAAAAUAACUAAGGAUUAUACCUUGACAAUAUUUUGUAUAGAAAAUAUAUUUAGAAAAGUGGUGAUUAGGCCACUACCUUUUCCUUGAUAAGGUUCUCAUGGGUCCAGGUAUAGCUCACUCAUGAGUGUGCAACAGUCCUUUUGCAGUGAAUGAAGAUUAAUUACACUGAACAAGAGAUGUAGAACAUGGUAAUUCAAAAUAGUCAUUUUAAAUCUUAAAAGUGCUAAUACUGCUUGAAAACAUUGUAGCCUUUGUGAUUGCACUUUCCAGUGGUUUCCCUGAAGUUUGGAAUUUGGGAUACUAGCUAUUUUUGAAAAAAUGGCUUCUGGUCAGAUUACAUUUCUUCUAAUAAAGUCUCCAUAAAAUGAAGGUAAAAUAAUACAAAUGUCUAUGGAACAACUAAAUUCCACUACGAAAUUAUGACCAAGGCAAAAUUUUUCAUAAUUAUUACUUUUCAUGAUAAAUAUUUCCUUUUAAGAUUGAAUGGAGGUCUAUAAUAUACUAAGACCAAAAAAAAAUAUAGCUUUAAUUACAUACUGUAUCUCUUGUGACUAUCUGGAGUUUAGAAUUCAUUACAGAAAUUUUCAUUAGUUAAAGUCACAUCAUAAAACUAUUUCCAUAAAAUUAGAGGUAAUGCAAUACUGAAGAUUAGCAGUCUGACCAAAAUAAUUCUUCAGGUCGUCUUUUUUUCCUAAGACCUGGUUGUGCUGGAUAAAAAGUGAUUGUUGCCUUAGGUAUUACAAGCAUUUGGUUCUAGUAUGGGAUGUUCCUUGGGGUUUUUGGUAAUGUUGCAGGGAGCAUAGCAAUGUGUAUGUUUUCUGUCUUCUGUUAUCUUUGCUUAAAAGUCAGUUGACUUUUUCUGAUCAGAUUCUCUGGAGAUACUUAUAGUUCAGUCAUGUUAUGUAAUUUCUACUUAGUACAUGCCUGCUAGUGUUGUAGAUAGCUAAUUACUUUCUUUAUGCCUUUUGCAUACAGCAAAAAGGAACCAAAUCAAUUUUUCACAAGCUACUGUAGAGUGAGCUGAUCAUUCUUAGAUAGACAAAGUGAAAAAUCUUUCUUGGGAUCAAAUACAAAAGAUAGAUGUAAGGCUGUAAUUCCUUUGUAAGUUUAUGUUCAUGUACAGUAGUAUGUUCUGUAGGAGAAAUAAGCAGGUUGUGGAUUAGGUCUGGCCCUUUUAAUGUUGUUAAGCAUUCUAACAUUGGUGACUCGAGGAAUCCCAUGAAGUUGGCUUGAAUCCUACCACUGCAGCCCAAAGCCCAUAUGACAUGCAGAAAUCAAGAUGCUGUCAAUAGCAGUCUGUUGAGGAACCCUGCCAUUACAGGUCAAGGUUGCACAUAUUGUGGAAUGCCAGUGGAACUGGGGAAGGAAAAUGUCUAGGAAGAAGCUGCUGCCCCCUUCUGCAGUGUGCUAGCCAGCACAGGCGCUGCUUUUCUGCCCCUUUCUGCAGUGUGCUGGCCAGCACAGGCGCUGCUUUUCUGCCCCUUUCUGCAGUGCGCUGGCCAGCACAGGCGCUGCUUUUCUGCCCCUUUCUGCAGUGCGCUGGCCAGCACAGGCGCUGCUUUUCUGCCCCUUUCUGCAGUGUGCUGGCCAGCACAGGCGCUUCUUUGCCCAGAAACAGGUAGGGGGACAUGCUGGCUGCAGGGAGCAGACAUCCUACUGCCCACCCAGCCUGUGAUGCACUACUUGACAGAAAGAAGAUGCUCCUUGUAGGGAGGGCCCUUUUCUGCAGAGUCUCUAGGGAAAAAUAGAUUCUUCUUGUAUGGAAGUCCACCUCAUGGAGCAGCCUGGAAGAGCAGAGAAUGUGUUCUGAUUGAAAAUCAUUCUUCUCUUUAGUAUAUCCAGUUGUUUUGUACAGUAGAAAUAGGAUAUUAUUUGUAAAUAUUUACAUGCACAUACUAAUUACACCUUAC